AUGAGUCGGGUACUAAUUAUGUACAUUGGAUGCACUAUUAAUGCUGAGGCAAGUGGUUUUGAUGGAGUGUAUUCGCCUUUUAAGCGCGACGUUGAAGUAGUACAGGAUGCAAGUUGUUUGUCACUUGCUAGAACUAAGAUCUCGUCUAUACUAUGUUGCAAACCUGAUAAAUCAACACCUGUAGAUUGUGUCUUGGAUAUACCUGAUACAGUCCCGCAAGCCAGCGUGGAUAUGACGACAGUACUCGAAGUGAGCGACGCCGACGGUGUGACAGGACACGCUCACAGCUUAGCUAUAACGGCGCCGGACCGUGUCACCUUCGUCAAGGGCACCUGCAGAGAGGAGGCGAGGUGGUGGGCGGACGUGCUGAGUGUUUACCCGAGGAGUAAGGGACGACACAAGCGCAAUGCCACAUUUCCCGGAGGCCAAACAGCAAGUCUUUUGCAGUCUUCAACAACGAGAAAAUACUCCGCAGACGCGUCGACUCUCCGGGACGCGGCGGACUGCAGUGCGCGGCCGAGGUUCUGCGGGGGUAUCACUACGUGGCCCGGGCCUCGAGUUCAGCCACCGCAACCAGAAAUCCCAAGCCUGGCUUCACCUACUAGCAUUGAUACUAAAGUGUACACAGAUCAACCGGUAUCAUCAGCAUCUCCACCGACACGAGAUAAAAUAAACGGCGAGGAAAAGGCGCGCUCCCGUCGCAGGGACACUUGGCCGGAACCAGCGACUACGACCGUUACUGAUGAGGUGAGCGUAGUUAGAUCACCACUGCUUCAGCAACAACAUCAACAGUAUGAUGAACAGUUGCGUGAUAUAGCAGCUUCUUUAACUCGCCCACGUUCUCGUCGCGCUUUGCCGCCUACCCUCGAACGACCUACCAGGCUUCCACCACCAGAUAGACUACCAGCACGAGGCUCACCAGAUGGCGGUCCACCUCCCGAAGAAGGUAUAACUAGUUCAGCUUCAGAAGGAAGUGAGCCGAUUGAUGUUGUUGAGGCCACAGAAAACACUGAAGGAGGUAGGGUAGAGUUACCAGCUGAGAGACUUCUCCAUGCUCGAGCUGGAUGGCUUCAAAGACGAGGACCUGGAGGAUGGUCACGACACUGGUUUGUUCUACGGGGAGCAGCUUUACUCUACUUUAGGGAUCCUCAUGCUGAACAUAGGGGUCUCAUGGAUGGAGUAAUUGAUCUUAGCGGGAUUUCUAGGGUCGUGGAACUGCCGACUUCUGCUUCUACAAAUGGAUAUGCUUUUGAAACUGAGACUUGGGAUGGCAAACUUAUAGUGCUAUCGGCAGUUACAGCAGGAAUAAGAGCGAAUUGGGUGUCAGCUAUGAAAAGAACCGCUGGUUUAUCUGACUCUGGUCCACUCUCACUUAUAUUGCGUGAAGAUGCAGUUGACCAAGCAUCUGAAUCGUCCACCUCACCUAUCACACCUGUUACUCCUAAUACUACCAAGUCUGGACCAUUUUCAUCCGAUGAAGAGUACAGAACAGCAUCUGAGGGUGGAAGACGAGAUAGUGCCGAUUGGGGAGACGUUGCACCUCAACCACCACCUUCUCCUAUCCUUAAUCGAACUCCUAUAUCUAAAGUCAAGGAAAAGGUCCGUGCGAGAGGCAGUCAGCCAACACAACCCAGAAACGAUACGAAAAUUGAAAAAGAUGAAGUCGAUACUACCAAAGAAAAAGACCUUCCAAUAGCCGAGGUUGAUGAAAACGAAAAACCAAAUGAACCCAGAAAACGCAGUUAUAAUUCAACAAUAGACAAACAAUCAAUCGAAAUUGAGGAUUUGCGAAAGCAGCUUAAAUUAGCAUUAAAUGACGUCAAUACAGCUGAAUCAGAGUUAGCAAGACUUCGUAAAUUAAAAGCGGACGCUGCAUUGAGAGAAAAGAAAAUGGAAGAAUUGGUAAUAUCUUUACAAAAGAAGGAAGAAGAAUUAUCUAUUAGAACUAAAGAAGCUGAGAAUUUGGAUGCUAUAAAACAACUAUACAAUCAAGAUAAAAGUAUGUGGGAGACGAAACUAACAGAAACUCAAAACUUUUUAAAGGAAUCCACCGACCACUGUGAACUGUUAACACAACAGCUAACUACUGCACAGGAAAAUAUUAAACAACUACAAAAGGAGUUAAGCGAGCUUAAUGAUAAACUGCUAAAAAGUGUUAAAGAAAAUGAAAGCUUAUAUACUAGAAUAAGAGAGCUCGAAGGUAAAAUUGUAGCUGAAUCGCCGACUAGAGAAAAAAGAAAGAGUAUUGGGUCGUUAAGCGAUCUCAGCAAUAUUAACCAAAACCUAAAUGUGGAGUCUUUAGAGAAAAGUAGACUGAUCGAAGAAUAUGUUGAAUUAAGAAAUAGAUUCUUGAUGGCUAUACAAGAAAUUAAGGCUAUGAAGAAAGAACUUCGUGAAUCACAUAAUGUGUACGAUGAGCUCGAGGUUACUAAUAUGAAAUUAAGAAACGAGAUGAAACUGAGAGAGCAAUGUAGUAGAUCGGAAAUUGAUUUACUUGCAUCUCGUAUUUUAGAUCUUACACAGAAACUAACAGCAUCAGAUAAGCAAGUACGAACCUUGAAACAUAAAAUUCAGAAGACAGAAUCAAGAGACAAGCGUCGUAGCUUAUCAUUAAAAGGAAGAGAAUCGUUCACAUUAGGCAAGGAAGUUGAGGAAAAACUUACAGAAUUAGAAAAUAAGAUCACGAUGCUUGAAACUGGUGAACCAGUACCUGUAAUAAACUCUCCCUCUAAGAGUGCUUCGCCUGUUAAAGAAAAAGUAUCUAAAACGGACAGUGUCACAGAUGAAAAAAGAAUGAAAAGAUUAGCCGCGCGAUUAAGAAGAAAAUCAUUAGAUAGUGCCACAAGUUCUGAACCUAUGAAAAUGCUAGUCCGUUUAAGUUCUCUUGAAACCAAAGUUGCUUCUGCUCUAGAAAACCGUCGAGAUUUAACAAAUUCUUGUGAGUCGUUAAGUCCCAUGACAAGGUCCACUGAAAGUCCACUAAGCAAUGAAAGUCCGGAAACUUCAACGAUCGGCACGCAGUCCCAAAGGCAUCUCUUAGACAGGUUGCAGAGCCUUGAAAAUGUUGUCAUUAUGUCCAGGAGCAAAGUAAAUGAAUGCUUAAGUCAGAUGAGCGCCAUGCGAGCAGCUAAGUCGCGACGAUCACCUUCGCCAAGUGUGGAAAAGAAAUACAGCAUAAAAUCUAUGGAAAAGUGUUUAAUGGAUGUAAGCAAAAGGUUACAAGAAUGCUUCGACAAAUGCAUUAUAAAUUCUACCGAAGAAGCCGGAGAGGAAGUAAACGAUUAUGUCGCGCAGGUGGUAGUACAACUCGAGGAGCAACUGAGAACAAAACUUUUAGAAAUUUCCAAAAAGAAGGCAGCUCUCUAUGAAGCUGGAGAGCUAACUCAGAGAAAGAGUUUAGAAAUACUAGCAGAGAAACUAGCCUACGAAGCAGUGCUUAUAGGCAGAAUACAAGAGGCUUUGGAAUCUUCCAAUGGGAGCAGAUUCUUCGCUAGAUUGAUAAAGUCUGAAAUAAAUGAAACUAGUCAAUUAAUCGAUAACCUUAAGUGUAAAAUAUACGGCGACAGCGCAAGAUCCACCUCAACCACCAAGAGCUCCCUCGACUACUUGGCUAGAAUAUUGUCGAGGAAGAUCGACGUGAUGACGAAUAGCCGAGACUCAGACGAAUCUAAAUCCGAAGUGAUCAUUCAGAGUGCAGAUCUCGAGGCUCUAAAAAUGUCACAGAAAGAAGUCGCCGCAGCUGUGGAAAAAUAUAAAUCAGAAAAACUAGCCGAAUUGUGCUCAGCUCUGGCUAGUGAGAGUUUGAGCUACACUACGACCGACAGCGACCACGAGCAGCAGAGGUGCAACCUGGAGGCGGCGCGCGUGCGCGAGGCGUGGGCCGCGGCGCGCGACGCGCUGGGCGCCGAGCUGGUGCAGGCUGAGGUGGCGCGGGCCCUCGCGCGCGCCGCGCAGAUGUGCGAGCAGCGCCUGGACGAGGCGCGGCGUGCACGCCUCACGCUGUCCGCACAGCAGCGCGCCGACCUGGAGCUGUGGUGGCAGGCCGCGCACGACCACCUGCGCUGCGAGAUGGACGCCGCCGUGCGUGACAUCGCGGCGCAGUACCGCGAGUGCGCCGCCGCUCGUGCGCCGCCCGGGCUCGACAGCCGCGCGCUGCUGCAGCAGCUGGCCGACGUCCUGGCGCACAAGGCGCUGGUGGACGCGCGCGUGUCCGUGCUCGAGGGCACCUAUCGCGCCUCGGAGCCGCGCGCCCGCCGGCCCGAGGACGCCAUCUCCUCGCUGGAGACGGACCCGGCCCUCGAGGCGGAGUUCGUCUACCUGUUCCGGCACUUCUCGACGGAAUGCCGGGCGCUCUUCUCCAGUGACUGUUCGGGUAACAGUGAAGACUCGAUGAAGAUCGGCGAGAGCCUUGAGCGCGUGGAGGCGGCGGUGGCGGCGGCGCAGCGGCGGCUGGCGGGCGAGCAGUGCGCGGGGGAGGGCACGGGGGAGGAUGAGGGGGAGGAGAGGGAGACUUGCGGCGCAGGGGACGUGGCGCAGCGCAUGGAAGCACUGCGGCGGCGCGUGGAGGCGCUACAGUGCCCCCAGUGCGCGCGCCUGCAGGACGCGCUGGAGCGCCUCACGGCAGAGCGGGCGCGCGGGGAGUGCGCGCUGGCGCAGCAGGCGGCGGCGCUGGCGGCGGCGCGGCGCGCGCGCACACAGCUGCAGGCGCAGCACGAGCGCGAGCGCGCCGCGCUAAGAGAGCGCGCGCGCACACUGCAGCGACGCCUCGCCGCCCUGGACUCUGAAUAUUCUGCACAGUUGGAGAGUCUACGUGCCGCAUAUCAGAGCGCAGUGGCGGCGGACACGCACGGCGACAGCCUGCGCGCGCGCUACCAGCAGGAGAUCGAGCAGCUGCGCGCGCUGUGCGAGAAGGGGCUUCUAGCGAUGGAGAGCUCGCACCGCCGCAUCGUGCGCGAGAUGGAGGACAAGCACCGCGCCGAGAGAGAUCAGCUCAGGCUAGAAAAAGAGCAAGCACUAGCUGAAGAAACACGUGCGACGCUAGCGGCCUUGGACGCGAUGAGGAAAGCGCACGAGAGCGAGGUGCGGCGUGAAGUCGACAAGUUCAAGACGGAGUUCCUCGCGCGGGGAGCCCCCGACUUGGGACAACUAAGCUCGAGGCACCAGCAAGAGAUGGAAGAAAUAAAACGUGAGAUCUUGUCGCUGUCGGAGAAGUACUCAGUGAAGUGCGUGGAGUCGGCGUCGCUGGAGGAGCGGCUGGCGGCGGCCAGCGCGCAGCUCGCGCACGCGCACAACCACAUCAUGCAACUGGACGCUAGAAAUAAGCAGCUCCGAGCACAUAUAAUGUCUGAAGCGAACGAUAUGAAGAAUUGUGAAGCGUCCACACUCGCGCAGCUCAUAGAAGACACGGCACCGCAUGGGGAGACGCCGCUGUGGAGCCACCUGCGCCGCCUGGCCGCCGUCUGGCAGGGGAACCCCGCAGGGGAAGUCAUCUCGGUCGAGCGGACUGGAGCGAGCGCGCGCCUCCGGCCUGCAGUUCCCGAAGGCGGAGAGCCCCAGAAAUCUACAGUUGUCUCCCGUACAGAACUAAAGACUCCUCGUUGCAGCGCGUUAGCGGGCGUCGUCGCGGAACGCAAGAAGCUGUUUGAAACU
Molecule: messenger RNA, 5649 nt
Organism: Brenthis ino (lesser marbled fritillary)
Lineage: Eukaryota; Metazoa; Arthropoda; Insecta; Lepidoptera; Nymphalidae
Source: the annotation of a GenBank genome assembly